GUGUGUAAAUUUUUCUGUCUUAGCCGAGGGGGCCUCCAGAUACGUUCCAUGUUCUACGAUCUCAAUAUCCAGCUGCCCGACUCGGCCGGAAAGCCCAAUGGGCACAUCAGCCCGCAGGACUGGGCGCAGAUCGCGCAGACGCUCGAGCAGGCGCUCUACUUUGGCUACGAGACAGUAGCGCUCAACCAGAUAGUGCGCGGCAAGGUGACGCCCGCUCACCUGAAGGUCUGGGAGACCCUGCCAGAGGUGCCGUUCGCCCACUACACAUGGACUGCGAAUACGGCAGCGAAAGGCAAGCUGCGGGUGCUCCGGCGGCUCACCAACGUGCUCGCCGAUGCGUCGCACGGCCACGCACUCACCAGCAACGGCAACCCAUCGGUGCUCUCCUACGAUAUCGUGGCGGUGCGGCCGGAAAACGAAAAGAUCCUGUUCUCGGCGUGCAAUGGCGCAUGGGACUCUGUUGACAUUAUCUCUUUGGACAUGGCAGCGCGCUGGGGGUUCUUUGCCAAGCACAAGACCAUUGGGCUGGCUAUGCAGCACCAGUACGCGCUGGAGAUCUCGUACGGCGAGGCGUUGGCGGAUGCAGCCAGCAGAAGGCAGUGGGUGAGCAAUGCAGCCAGUGUUGUUAGGGUCACCAAGGGCAGGAACGUGCUGUGGACGAGCGCGGCGUCGCGGCCGUUUGGGCUGAGGGCGCCGUAUGAUAUUGUCAACUUGGGCGGGAUCUUGCAGCUCAAUGGGGAUUUGUCGAAGCGAGCGAUGACGUCGAAUGCCAGGGCUGUGGUGAUGCACGGGUAUACGCGGCGCGAAACGCUGCGUGCGGUGGUGGCGGUGGACGACGAGCCACAGCGCAAAAAGCAGAAGGUGAUGUAAGGAGCCGUGUGAAUAAAAAUUUUUAACAAGCAGUGCAGCGUGUAUUGAACUCACGACAAUCACUAGGAGGCUGUGAGAAAAAAGCUCUUGCC
This is a messenger RNA of Linderina pennispora, 962 nucleotides long. Its product is annotated as PHP domain-like protein. Gene Ontology annotation, molecular function: RNA binding. Lineage: Eukaryota; Fungi; Kickxellomycota; Kickxellomycetes; Kickxellales; Kickxellaceae. The coding region runs from base 49 to 870 and encodes 273 amino acids. The transcript has a single exon. Gene Ontology annotation, biological process: tRNA processing. The record is from RefSeq and is a predicted model, not a curated record. Gene Ontology annotation, cellular component: nucleolar ribonuclease P complex.